UGUUGCUGUCGGAUCGCCAUUUUGCAGCAGCUGACAAAGGCUAUAAACACCGGCAAUAAAUUCACAAGUAAGUUAAUAAUAAUAAUGAUAAUAAUAAUAGAUCUCAAGACGAAAUAAGUAGGUCUAUAUCUUACAAUUCAAUAGCUUCACUCAGAAAUAUAUAUAGGACGGCUAAGUGGGGUUAUUCGGUUUAGUCUUAAUUAUCAGUAAUAUAUUAAUUUAUAUUACGAUUCUUCUACAAGCUAGUCUAUUAUUUCUCCAAGCAUUGCAGUUUUAAAUAGUAAUAUGUUGACAGUUUAUGUUCUUAGAUAUAGAAAUAUAAUAAAUAUUUAGAGGUUCAAAAUGUUCGUCCAAACCACAUACUUUCACUCUCUACGAGCUACGACUAACUUCCCGACCAGAAGAGCUUUCGUUCGAAACGUCGAAAUUCUGCUUGGUUUUUUUUCCAGAAAUUUCCGAUAUUAGGGAUUAUUCCAAAGUGCAGUGAUAACCAAUAGACCUUUCCCCUUUCAAGUGAAAUUUUGAUCUAGACACGUCUGGACAAAAAUUUCAUCACAGCUUGAAAGAGCAUCGCAAAAUUAGUAAUAUUCCAAAGUUUCGUUUGCGCAAUGUUGUAAAAUGCGGAUAAUAUAGCCGCCUUGCGAAGUUUGCCGUUUUUUAGUUAUUUUGCAUUACAAAUUGUAAUCAGUUUGAUCAUCUGAUUACCAAUUUCCCAAAAUCACUGAAAAACGGCGAACUUCGCAAGGCUAUAUUAUCCGCAUUUUACAACAUUUCGCAACGAAACUUCGGAAUAUUACUAAUUUUGUGAUGCUCUUUCAAGCUGUGAUGAGAUUUUUGCCGUCCAGACUUGUCUAGAUCAAAAUUUCACUCAAAAGGGGAAAGGUCUAUUUGUGCAGUGAUAAAUGAGAUUUAUCAGUGCUAAAUUAGAUUAUGUGCAGUGAUAAAAUGCGAUAUUGUUUAGGACCAGAAAUUGGCAACAAAAUGGCUACUGCAUGCAUGUAUACUAAUUUGCAUAUAAUCCACAUACAAUGGCUUUCAGGUAGGAAUAUACAGGGUGAAAAUAUUUAACGCAAAAUUAUUGCAAUCUGAGGGCUCGCGGCUACUGUUUGUCGACCUAUUGAUCAAUAAAGCAUUUCAUUUACUAAUGUUUCGGUGGCAUUACUGGCAUAUCUUAUUCCGAUCGGGUAUCCGAGCGGCCAAGUCGUGUUCAAGAAAAUAACUUUUAUGUCAUCUUUGUAUGGUUAAACUGCUGCCAAGCGAUUUUGUGUUGAGAUUUUUGACGCUGUUUGGUGACACAAUCAACAGUUUAUAGAUUUAAAUCUAUUUCACGAGUGUGAAGGACUACAUCUUGAGCAAUAGUGCUUGGUGUUUUGCAUGCGAUUCAAAAAAUAUGUGAAAAUGUGUAUAUUUUUGCAUGUAAUAGUAACUUGUCAUGGAAAACUUUCUUAUCUGUACAGCGUACUGUAUAGUGUGAACAAUAAGGAAGUUGAUUGCCAUCUGAAAUGAACUCUGCUUCCCGAAAAUAGUGAUUCAGUUGGCAAAUUACGCAAAAACUGAGGUUGAAAAAUACCGUAAACUAAGAUUGUUAAUGUUUGAAGAGCUUUCCAGUAUAAAUAAAGUUAGUUUAGUUCAGGUUUCAUCCUGUAGUAACACUGCAUCAACAAGAGAAGACUCUUACUGGACCUCUAGGGAGAACAGUUUUGAACUGAUAGAGCUAUCCAGUAUAAAUAAAGUUAGUUUAGUUCAGGUUUCAUCCUGUAGUAACACUGCAUCAACAAGAGAAGCCUCUUACUGGACCUCUAGGGAGAACAGUUUUGAACUGAUAGAGCUAUCCAGUAUAAAUAAAGUUAGUUUAGUUUAGGUUUCUUCCUGUAGUAACACUGGAUCAAUAAAAGAUGAUGCUUACUGGAACUCCAGAAAGCACAGUUUAGAUUCGACUGAGAGGUAUCCAGUUUAUUUUUAGUUUAUAUUCCUUCUCAUCGGCAAUCAAUAUUUUUUUCUUAUAGAAAAUGUUGAUGUCAAAAGUGACGCUGACAGUUUUUGUCCUGGCCUAUUUAUUCAAUGGUCAGUACUUGCUCUUCUUGGCAUCCGUUCAAGAUGUUUUGUUCUUAAAACAAUGGUUACUGAAAAACUGUUUUUCAAUCCUAGGUCUUCAAGUGCAGGCACUGACAUGUCUGUGCACAGGGAGUACAUGUGCAAAUAAUGAAACAACGUGUACAGAUGCCACCGAGAUUUGUUACGCGGCAGUGAUUAGACUGAAAGAUGGCAACACUAGAACCGAAAAAGGUUUGCAUUUCUUAUAUCCGUUUUGUAUUUCUUUUUCAUUUUACUAACUAACAAUAGAUAUGACAAGUCACGUCAUGUCAAUCACAAGUCACGAAUUAAUUUACACGAUUUUAUCAUUCACGUUCACACGCAUGAAACAGCACGCAUGAAACAGCACGCAUGAAACAGCACGCAUGAAACAGCACGCAUGAAACAGCACGCAUGAAACAGCACGCAUGAAACAGCACGCAAGAAACAGCACGCAUGAAACAGCACGCAUGAAACAGCACGCAUGAAACAGCACGCAUGAAACAGCACGCAUGAAACAGCACGCAUGAAACAGCACGCAUGAAACAGCACGCAUGAAACAGCACGCAUGAAACAGCACGAAUUCCCGUUUAAACAAAUACGAUUUUGAGUUCGUCUGGUCUCGCAUGAUCGUGAUUUACAAAUAUCAUUUUAUUUUAGGUUGUAAAGAUAGAGCCGAGUGUACAACCACAGAUUUCUGUCCUAUUCGUAAAGAGGGUAGCGUCUGUGCGAAAUUUGGCUGCUGUACCUAUGACCGCUGUGUAGUCAAUUACACCUUGGGUGUAGACUUCGAAACCCCAACCCCGUCACCUACCCCAAGCCCUACCCCAACACCUACCCCAAGCCCUACCCCAACACCUACACCAAGCCCUACCCCAACACCUACCCCAAGCCCUACCCCAAAACCUACCCCAAGCUCUACCCCAAGCCCAACCCCAACCAUAUCGGAAACAGGUAAUUUCCCGAUUCAUGCACAUGUGUUAUUGUUAGUUAACUGCAUUUAUAGUAGAUUUACCUGAGCAAUAUUGCUUUUAAAAACAGCGUGAAAGUGAAGAAUUGUAAAUAUUUACAGGUUUAUGCAUAAAACAACGUCUGCCGUCUGAGGGGUAGUAGAGUCGUAUUAUGUUCGCAUUGUUUUGAAAAUCGCAGCGAGUUGCGAUAAAUUUUGAUGACGAUCGAAAUAUUUGCAGCUUGUCGCAGUGAAGUUGCACUGGACUUGCAGUUAAAUUGCAGGGUGUUUACAUUGGCGAUUUCACGUCGCCCUCACGUCAGCACGAAAUUAAAAUCGCACCUGAAAACGCACCUCGUUCAAGAUGUUUUGUUCUUAAACAAUGGUUACUGAAAAGCUGUUUUUCAAUUCUAGGUCAGAAACUGACAUGUCUAUGUACAGGGAGUACGUGCAAUCUAGGCGUAAAAACCUGUACACUUGUCAACGAAGUUUGCUACGCAGCAGUAAUAAGACUGAAAGAUAACAGCACUAGAAUCGAAAAAGGUUGGUAUUUCUUAUAUCUAUUUUGUGUUUCUCUUUCAGUUUACUAACAAAUAAUAUACAUGAAAAAAUUUCUCAAUUCUGAUUGGCUAAGAGGCAGCGGAAUUUUUUCGAAAUACAGUGUCAAAAAUGAAAUACAGUAUAAUUUUUUAUUUUUUAAACAUAUUUCUUAAUUUUAAUACUUAAUUUCUUAAUGUGACUUACGCACGUGACUGCAUAAUUUUUUCAUGUAUAUUAUUAAGUAAUAGUAUGGUUUCUCGUGCAAUUUGAAAAAACAUACACUCGUGAGUUUUUUAAAGACUUCAAAUUGUACUCGUCCUUCGGACUCGUGCAAUUUUGAAACAGCACGAAUUCAACUGUACGAAUUCCCGUUUAAGUUCAUUAAACAAAUACGGUUUUGAGUUCGCCUGGUCUCGUAUGAUGGCAAUUUACAUGAAAUAUCAUUUUAUUUUAGGUUGUAAGGCAAGAGACGAGUGUAAAAACACAGACUUCUGUCCUGUUCGUGCAGAGGGUAGCAUUUGUGCGAAAUUUGGCUGCUGCACCUAUGACCGCUGUGUAGUCAAUUACACCUUGGGUGUAGACUUUGAAACCCCUAACCCCACUUCCACAUCAGGACGCGUGUUCGGUUUGGGUGCAUUUGUCCUUAUACCAAUUGGAUUGUUGUGUGGAAUGUUUUAGUUCUUAUUACUUCAUUUAACUGAUUAACUUAAUUAAUUUUGCUUGUUUUAAUUAAAUUAAAGUAGCGCUCUGCAGUUUAUAUAUCAAGAUGCAGUACUGCAGUUUACACAAAACCUAGUCAAGAGACAUGAACAGUCUAUGCCAGGGCAGAUAUAGCGAUAAUAACACCAGAAAACUGUAGAUUGAGAAGGAUUUAACUAUCUGAAAAAUAAAAGUAAAACUUCGGGACCUUCGCUCGAAACGUCGAAGUUUUGCUUAUAUUUUGUAUUUUGUAAGUAGUUUUUAAAAACGGAAAAUACAAAAGAAAUUAAUGUUUAAUCAAUGUUUGUAAUUUGUCCUGAUUUACAUAAACUUCAGCUUUGAUUUUCUCGGCAUAGACAAUGUUUAUUUUAAAAAUUACUUCGCCAGUGAACUAAUAAGAUGGGUUGUUUUUUAAGCACGUUAUUUCGGCUCGAGUUUAUAUAUCAGAUAAAGAUCAGCUGUUCAUGUUUCAACUAGUAUACGUAUCCCUUUGCGUGCUAUCCUAAUUAAAUUCAAUUGUGGUAUUUAUGCUCUUAAUUAUUAAUUGGUGCUCUGUUGAUGUUCUAGAUAAUACUAAGAAACAAUUUGACUUCAAAGGAAAAUAAAAAACUUUACUGUAAUGUUUAACAAUUAAGCUUAGUUAUGUUAGAUUUAUCCAAAAAGUGAGAAAUAGUACUCAUUAGUAUGUAAAAUGGUGGACGUAUCCAAAAAGUCUGAAUUGCUUUUGAGUUCAUCCACAUUGUUUUACUUUUACUUGUUAGUUUAUUUUGGUGUGUUGGUUCUCUAUGCAAAAACUGUUAGUUUCUUUACAACGGCGAAAUGGCGUGCGCGUGUUGCAUAUCACCAAUAUAGAUCGUGACGCGUCCGCGUAGUAGACCCACCACAUCUUAACCUCCCAAAUGACCGAUCUCCGACACGACGAAAUAAUUUGAUGGCAAGGAGAUGUCGGUAACAUCUUUGACCGAAUGCUUCCAACUUCGCCAGGUUUCAGCUGCAUAAAGCAAGUACAUAUACACUGACGAAAGUUUGUAGCACACUUUUCUUCACUUCAUUGUUAAAAUGUUGGCUCAACCCAUAUCUUGAGUGUAGAGCAUCAAGUGCUGCGUGUAAUAAUUAUGUUAACAAAAUAUUCUCAUUCACAAAACUGUCUGUUAUUGCCUGGUCACUAUCUGCCGCACGAUAAUAUCUAUAACCGUUGUCAGGACAGGCGCUCAAUUUUCAAUCAUCAUCAUUUCUUUACGUUUUCUAGCCCUCUCUACCACCCUGUGUAUCUUCGAGACACCCAUGCUCACUCCUAAUCCCACCAAACUCCCUACAAACCCCCCAAUGGCCGCGCCAACAACAGGGACUGGCACUACAAUCUGCCCAACAAGAGUGCCUGUCGUGCCCGCAACGAACUGACAACCCGUUUGAAAGAGGCGACCGCGUAUCUCCCUCUUGUAUUGCUGUUCAGUAAUCUUUCCCCGGUCCUUGCGCACUUUAGCACGUGCUAACAUGCUUGCCGUCACAGCAAUGUCAACAAACACGGCUAGCACGACGCCGGCGGCCGCGUGUCCUAAUGACGUCGCUGUCGUCUCGAUCCCAAUUGUCGCCGUGUUCUCUGCCGCCGUCCCAGUCACCAUUUGAACUGUUUCUAUCACAUUUUCCCGCAUAUUUCCUUCCUCAUCGCCGCUCAGCAACCCAGUCAACUUGUCGUAUUGUAGGAUUAAUUCUUCCAUCUCUGCUAAACGUUCACACAUCUUGUUGGGCAACAAAGUAAACUGUAAUGUCAUCCAGUUCCUUAAUGCCGCUGCGAAAAGCCUUAUUUCUCCGUUCAAAACGAUCGAUACCUUGCAAUUAAUUCCUCCAAGCAAAAUCACUGUAAACAAUGAAUCCAUUCGUUUCAAAGUGGUUUCAUUUGCUUGCGAAAUCUCUUGCCGUUCCUCCGAAGAUUCAUGUAAUCUAAAUAUGUCAUUCCUUUCCCCCAAAUUAUUAUUCGCUUCAGAAAUCGCAUCCAAUGAAAUCAAGCUUUCAGAAAUCGCACUCUUUUCCACGGGAAGAAAGCGAUUAGCAUCCCAAGUUGCUAUUAAGACAUCUGAAUCUGCGUAAAUAACAUCGAGAAGAUACUUAUCAACUUGUGUUAGUAUCAACAUCAGCUGAUUGUAAUAACACAGAGGGAAUCUCGUCCUCAUACAUCGAAAAGACUGAGAGUUAAUGAAUGCAUCUAUUUGCCAGUAGUUAAUGUCUUCAGGUUGUUUUAUCACUUCGACAAAAGCAAAGGAUUGAGGCAUCGUUGAUUCUUGUAGCUUGUUAAAGUCUUCAGUUUACUGCCUGCUUCCAACUAUUCAAGCCUUUAUGAAGUUUAGUUUAGCUUUUGAUUCGGUUUAACUUCAAGAAUAAUGAUCCUUUCAGCUUCUUACUCCUCCAGCUUUAAAAGUAACAGUCUUCCCGAGUGUGUUGAAGUCUGUAGACAAUUUAGUUGAGCUUCAAAUAAAAAUAAAUCGAUAAAGCUUAGAGACAAUAGAGAUUAGUAGAGCAUUAUGGUUGAGGUUUAAGAAUAACUAUGUAUAAAUCUUCUUCUUUCGACCUCUCUAUCAUUUGCUUUCUACGUAAACGCUCUUCUUCUUCAGAAUAACAGUCUCCCUUGCUUAUCCUCGUCUUUUUAGUUGACGUCAAAUUUUUAAAUCUCUUCUAGAGUUUACUUCAGCUUAUAACAAUGCAGCUGGUCCACUCAAACUUGCAGUUUUUAAAAUCUUUGGUCUGGAUUAACUUCAACAGUAACUAUCUUGCACUAAGUCCAGCUUAGUUGAGCGUCAAAUAUAUGUAAAUCUUUGAUACAGGAUCAUUUAGUCGAGCUUUAAGAUGGACUAAAUCUGCUCCUUUCGUCUCCAUUUGGUUUCUGUGUUUAAUUUAGUUUUUCCUUCUAAAAAAUAACUCCCUACGGAGAAGUGACCGCAUAUCCUCACGCAAAGUACAGAUAGGCCACGAUUUCGAUCAAAACAGACGAAAAUUUAUGAUCAACUGAUUACGAGAUUCGUUUGUUAUCAAUAAUUUAAUACACACAGUCAGGAAUAAUUCCACAUAACACUCUACAAGCAGAUGUCUCUGGUUGAUAAUAUUUUUCAACGUAUGCAAAUUUGGCAUCUACAUACAGUGGCUGAGGUAUUAUUGGCAGAAUCCUAGGAUCGGCUGUUCAAAAGUUCAUUUUCUUAGUGCAUUGCAACUGUUAAGCUCCAGUCAACCGAGAAUGAGAGUUGAUGAGAGUUGGUAGUCAUGCAUUGUUACAGGGGACAUUUCAAGCU
This is a messenger RNA of Paramuricea clavata, 7542 nucleotides long. NCBI's taxonomy places the organism in Eukaryota, Metazoa, Cnidaria, Anthozoa, Malacalcyonacea, Plexauridae. The record is from the annotation of a GenBank genome assembly.